Messenger RNA from Zootermopsis nevadensis, 3334 nucleotides. Its product is annotated as myrosinase 1. NCBI's taxonomy places the organism in Eukaryota, Metazoa, Arthropoda, Insecta, Blattodea, Termopsidae. The record is from RefSeq and is a predicted model, not a curated record. Gene Ontology annotation, molecular function: beta-glucosidase activity. Gene Ontology annotation, biological process: carbohydrate metabolic process.
CAGACGGAUUAUUCAUUAAGAAAGAACUGCAGAUAUGAGGUCUCUGUUUCUCUGUCUCGUUGCUGUGACCGUAGAAACUCACGGGUUCAAAAACUACACGUUUCCAGCUGACUUCAUGUUUGGUGCAGCAACAGCAUCUUACCAGAUCGAAGGAGCCUGGAAUCUCAGCGGAAAGGGUGUGAAUAUCUGGGACACUUUAACACACGAUAACCCUGAGUUUAUAAUAGAUCGCUCAAAUGGAGACACGGCUGCAAAUUCCUAUUUUAUGUACAAGGAAGACGUUCAACUGCUGAAGCAGAUUGGUGCCGAUUUCUAUAGGUUCUCGGUUUCAUGGGCGCGAAUCCUACCAACCGGACAAAUUAAUAUCGUCAAUCAGGCUGGCAUUGAUUAUUACAACAGACUUAUAAAUGAGUUGUUAGCAAAUGGAAUUAAGCCUAUGGUAACCAUAUUUCACUGGGAUUUACCCCAGAAGCUACAGGACCUCGGAGGAAUGCCAAAUAUAUUAAUAGCAGACAUCUUUACGGAUUACGCUCGUCUGCUGUUUGAAAAUUUUGGAGACAGGGUGAAGUGGUGGAUCACAUUCAACGAACCUGCAGUAUUUGUCACUGGUUACGCCACUGGUAAGGGCUUUGCUCCCAGCGUGAACGCUUCUGGUAUUGGGGACUACAUGUCAGUCCACACCAUAAUUUUGGCGCACGCCAAAACUUACCGCAUGUACGAACGAGAUUUCCGGCCGAAACAGCAAGGAAAAGUUAGCAUAACGCUAAACUCAAGAUGGCAUGAACCCCGAUCAAAUUCCACUGAAGACGUCGAGUCAUCUGAGCGGGCUAUGCAGUUCUAUCUCGGUCUGCAUGCUCACCCCAUCUUCAGCCAGAAAGGGGACUAUCCACGACUGGUAAAGGAAAGGAUCGCGAACAACAGCCUCGCUGAGGGCUUCUUCAGGUCGCGUCUUCCAAAGUUCACUGAACAAGAGAUCGCUUACAUACGAGGGACAUUCGAUUUUUUCGGACUAAAUCACUAUUCGACGUCUUUAACCUCGCCUGGGUUCUCCGGGUCCCAGAUGCCGUCUCUCGAAGGUGAUGUCUCGGUAAGGAGACUGAAUGACCCGAAAUGGAUUGCAACAGGAGGUGAAAGCAGAAAGGUUGUGCCGUGGGGGUUUCGGAAACUACUGAAUUGGAUCAGGAAGGAGUACAACAAUCCACCUGUGUUCAUAACCGAGAACGGUGUCGCGGACAAGGAAGAGUUCGAGGACCUCCUGAGGGUGUACUACCACACUCACUAUAUGUACGAGAUGCUGAAAGCAAUGUUUGACGAUGGCUGCAAUGUGAUCGGAUACAUCGCUUGGAGUCUCAUUGAUAAUUUCGAAUGGACUUCAGGGUACACUGAGAAGUUCGGACUCUUUCACGUAAAUUUUACCGACCCAGGACGAGCCCGCACUGCUAAGGAGUCCUCACGAGUGUUCGCCGAGAUCAUCGAAACACGACAGAUUCCAGCCCGGUACCUCCAGGAUGUCCAGCAGAAUAAAACGCGUAUCAUGCACUUAAUCUGUGCGCCGAAACGUGUCUUUGAAGCGAAGAGAGGGUGUCAGUAUUGUCGCCAAGCAGAGCCAAUCCACGAAUCACACCUCAAGAACUUUAAUCUCUCGUUUCUGACGGCACUAUAUAAGCUGGACACUUCGCCGUCCCAUCGCGAUUUCGACCGAAUCUCUCUUAAGAUGAAGGUUCUAGGGAUCUUUAUCCUCGCCUUUGCGGGAGCUGAGAUCCAAAGGAAUCCCGCCAUAUACCACUUUCCAGAAGGAUUCAAAUUUGGAGUGGCGACGGCUUCCUAUCAAGUGGAGGGGGCGUGGAACGAAGACGGUAAGGGAAUUAACAUCUGGGACUACCAAACGCACAACGAAUCAUAUUUGAUCGCAGAUGGAUCAACUGGUGAUGUUGCUUGUGAUUCCUAUCAUCUCUACGAGAAAGACGUAACUCUGUUGAAAGACCUCGGGGUUGACUUUUACAGAUUCUCUUUCUCGUGGUCAAGACUUCUUCCAAACGGGCAUAUCAACCAUAUAAACAAGGCCGGCAUCGAAUAUUAUAACAAACUUAUAAAUGCUCUGCUAAGAGAAGGGAUAGAGCCAUUGGCUACAAUCUAUCACUGGGAUCUACCACUACCACUCCAGGAACUCGGAGGAUGGCCCAACGAACUUAUGGCGGACUACUACGAAGACUACGCGAAACUUCUGUUCGAAAACUUUGGCGACAGGAUAAAGUUCUGGAUCACAUUCAACGAGCCAUCUGUGUUUACUGCGGGUUACGAGAGUAAGACAUACCACGCACCGAGUAUCGAGGCACCAGGUUUUGGAAAGUACCUGGCCUCACACACUUUACUGAAGGCUCAUGCACGGGCCUACCACCUUUACAACGAAACAUUCAAGGAAAAACAAGGAGGUGAAGUAGGCAUAACGCUUAACAUCGGCUGGUGCGAACCGAAAGAGGACACGGAGGAACACAUAGCAGCCUGCGAGCGACUUCAGCAAUUUGAGAUGGGAUUAUAUGGAAAUCCCAUAUUUUCGGAAGAAGGCGAUUACCCUAAAGUUGUACGGGACAGAGUCGAUGCGAACAGCAAAGCUGAGGGAUUUGAAAGAUCAAGGCUGCCAAAAUUCACUGACGAAGAAAUUAAAUACAUCAGAGGGACAUCAGACUUUUUUGGGCUGAACCAUUACUCAACGUACUUAGGAGUUCCGUCUACUGAAAACACUGCCGAGCCAUCUUACGAAAAUGAUAUCGGAAUAUACCUAGAGCAGGAUGACAGUUGGCCUGAAUCAGCAUCUUCGUGGCUUCGUGUUGUUCCAUGGGGAUUCCGCAAGCAACUAGUCAGUAUAAAAGAGAGAUACAAAAAUCCACGGAUUAUUAUCACAGAAAACGGUUUCUCGGAUCGCGGAGAACUCCAGGACUAUGGACGUAUUCAUUACUACAUUGGCUAUCUUACCGAGAUGCUAAAAGCCAUACAUAAUGAUAGUGUCGACGUUUUUGGAUACACAGCGUGGAGCCUUAUGGACAACUUCGAGUGGAAUCAGGGUUACACGGAGAGAUUUGGACUUCAUUACGUCGACUUCUCACAUCCUGACCGACCCAGAACAAUCAAAGAAUCCGGUAAAGUGUACAAAGAAAUUGUCGAAACAAGACAGAUCCCUGAACGAUAUCAAGAGGAAAAUUCAGAAGAGAAACUGUCAACUUUUUGGUAAGAUUUUUUUUCCAGCUUUUAUCAAAUGUGAUUUAAUGAAAGUACGAAACUCUUAUAUUCAUAUGUAGAAACAUAGACAUAAUAAAAUGUUAGAUUAUAUACAGAA